Pedinophyceae sp. YPF-701 is the source of this 1335-nucleotide messenger RNA. NCBI's taxonomy places the organism in Eukaryota, Viridiplantae, Chlorophyta, Pedinophyceae. The record is from the annotation of a GenBank genome assembly.
AUGGCGGGGGACGCGGGCAAGCAGCCCGCCGCGAAGGAGGCUGGGAAGGAGAAGAAGGAUGAUAGCAAGCAGGAUGGAGGCAAGGGCGAGGACAAGCCCGUCAAGGUGCUCUCAGAGGCCGAGAUCGAGCUCCUCAAGUCGUACGGCAUGGGGCCGUACUCGAUAAAGAUCAAGGAGGUGGAGAACGACCUCAAGGAGAAGCUGAAGCGCGUCAAUGAGCUGUGUGGGAUCAAGGAGAGCGACACCGGGCUCGCGCCGCCGAGUCGCUGGGACCUCGUGUCGGACAAGCAGAUGAUGCAGGAGGAGCAGCCGCUGCAGGUGGCGCGAUGCACGAAAAUCAUCAACCCAGACACGUCGGACGCGAAGUACGUCAUCAACGUGAAGCAGAUCGCGAAGUUCGUCGUCGGCCUAGGCGACCGCGUGGCGCCCACGGACAUUGAGGAGGGGAUGCGCGUGGGCGUGGACCGCACCAAGUACCAGAUCCAGAUCCCGCUGCCGCCGCGCAUCGACCCGAGCGUCACCAUGAUGACCGUCGAGGAGAAGCCCGACCUGACGUACUCCGACAUCGGCGGCUGCAAGGAGCAGAUUGAGAAGAUGCGCGAGGUCGUCGAGCUCCCGAUGCUGCACCCGGAGAAGUUCGUCGCGCUGGGCAUCGACCCGCCGAAGGGCGUGCUGUGCUACGGCCCGCCGGGCACGGGCAAGACGCUGCUGGCGCGCGCCGUCGCCAACCGCACGGACGCGUGCUUCAUCCGCGUCAUCGGGUCCGAGCUCGUCCAGAAGUACGUCGGCGAGGGCGCGCGCAUGGUGCGCGAGCUCUUCCAGAUGGCGCGCUCGAAGAAGGCGUGCAUCAUCUUCUUCGACGAGGUGGACGCGAUCGGCGGGCAGCGCAGCGACGACCCCGGGAGCGACAACGAGGUGCAGCGGACGAUGCUGGAGAUCGUCAACCAGCUCGACGGGUUCGACCCGCGCGGCAACAUCAAGGUGCUCAUGGCCACGAACCGCCCCGACACGCUGGACCCGGCCCUGCUGCGCCCCGGGCGCCUGGACCGCAAGGUGGAGUUCGGGCUGCCGGACCUGGAGAGCCGCACGCAGAUCUUCCGCAUCCACACGCGCGCGAUGAACUGCGAGCGCGACAUCCGCUUCGAGCUCCUCGCGCGGCUGUGCCCCAACUCGACGGGCGCGGACAUCCGGUCGGUGUGCACCGAGGCGGGGAUGUACGCCAUCCGCGCGCGCCGCAAGACGGUCACGGAGCGGGACUUCCUCGACGCCGUCAACAAGGUCAUCAAGGGGUACCAGAAGUUCUCGGCCACGCCCAAGUACAUGGUGUACAACUAG